UACCCACGUAUUAAGAAGUUGGAAAAAAUCGGAGUCUAUUCAUCUUGCAAGGAUGAUAAUUGCAAAUGUAAUGGUUGGAAAAAUGCACAAUCAACGUCAAAUUCUGGUGAGAACCAAACAAGUAGCCAACAAUUAACGACCACUGUAACACUACAAGACCCAUGUCGCGCAUGUAAUCAUCCACUUUCUACACAUGUUAAGCAUUUAGAUGCAGCUAAGGAUGAUGAAAUCAACAGACUGCUUAGCAUGAUUGUUGAUGUUGAAAAUCUUGUUGUUUGUGUUCAAAAAGAAGAAGAUACCGAUACAAAACAAGUUUAUUUUUAUUUAUAUCGGCUUCUACGAAAAUGUACUCUGCAAACUAGCCGACCAGUAAUUGAAGGUCCACUUGGUUCACCUCCAUUCAGCCAACCUAGUAUUGGGAAAGCUGUUACCAACUUUAUUAUUUACAAGUUUGGCCAUUUACCACAAAAGGAGUUUCAGAUCAUGCAUGAGUUAGCAAAGACAUUUAUUUACUGUUUGAAUCAAGAGACUCUUGAAACUCCAUCAACAAGAACCUCACGUGGCCAAGCUGAUGAUUUUAAUGAAUAUAAGAUGAAUUAUACGAGAUGGCUAUGUUACUGUCGUGUACCAAAGUUUUGUGAAAGUCUCGUCCACCAUGCUACAGUUGAUACAAGUCCCGGCACACCUGGUAGUUUUCCAAGUUUGUUUUCCAUGACAUCACCAAUGGGAAGUCUUCAAACACCAAUUGCUGUUACACCAAGUGGGAAGCGUCGAGCUGACAGUGGUACUCAGUCCUCCGAUGAUGCCAAGCGUGCUCGCUCAUCCAUGCAAUCUGACAACGAUAACACACAACAAGAUUUUUCACUCGAAGUUAUUAACGAGGUGGUCAAUAUGAUAACUGAUCCUGCUCAAAUGUUGGGUCCUGAGGCGGCUAACCUGUCAUCACAAUCAGCUAGAGAUGAAGCUGCACGACAGGAAGAAAGGCAAGGUCUCAUAGAGUUUCAUGUCGUAGCUAACUGUGCCAAUGCCUCCCGUCAAAUCCUCACAUGGCUGGUUGAGAUACAGAAUGUAUUCGCACGUCAGCUGCCAAGGAUGCCACGAGAUUACAUUGCUCGUUUGGUGUUUGAUACAAGGCAUAGGACUUUAGCUUUAGUGAAAGAGGGUCGCGUUAUUGGUGGAAUUUGUUUUCGAAUGUUCCCAUCGCAAAGGUUCACAGAGAUUGUAUUCUGUGCUGUGACAUCCAAUGAACAGGUUAAAGGGUAUGGAACGCAUCUUAUGAACCAUUUAAAGGAAUAUCACAUUAAACAGAGUAUGUACCACUUCCUCACCUAUGCUGAUGAAUACGCUAUCGGUUACUUUAAGAAGCAGGGUUUCAGCAAAGAGAUAAAAGUCCCACGAUCUGGAUAUGUGGGGUACAUUAAAGAUUACGAAGGUGCCACUCUAAUGGGAUGUGAAUUAAACCCAAGGAUUCCUUACACUGAGUUUAGUAAUAUAAUAAGAAAGCAAAAAGAAAUUGUAAAGAAACUGAUUGAGAAAAAGCAGCAACAGAUCAGCCAAGUUAUGCCCGGUCUAACUUGCUUUAAAGAUGGGGUUCGUCAGAUACCUAUAGAAAGCAUACCUGGCAUAAUGAACACUGGAUGGAAACCAAAUAGCGACGGCAAACGAAAAGAAAUCGUGGAAUCUGUUGAAAGUUUGUUUGCACCUCUGAAAGCUAUAGUGCAAAGCAUGAGGAGUCACAGCAGUGCAUGGCCCUUUCUUGAACCCGUUAAAAAAUCGGAGGUUCCUAACUACUAUGACGUCAUAAAAUCGCCUAUGGAUUUGAAAACGUUGAACGAACAAGUCCGUUCUAAGCAAUAUUCAACGAAAGCCCAGUUCGUUACCGACGCUCAAAAAAUCUUCGACAAUUGCCGCAUAUUUAACUCGCCCGAAUCUGAUUACUUUAAGUGCGCAAACACCAUGGAAAAUUUUUUCUAUAACAAAUUACGCGACCAUGGUCUUGUAGAUGGCAGAUGAUAUGAUGUUAUGUCAUUUCAACAUGGUUUUAAAAAACAGACGUAGACUAGCAGAAUGUUUUCCAUUCUUUUCGUGCUGUUUUUUAUACACGACGUGCAUUACGUGUUCGAAACAUAUAAUUAUAUGCGAUUUUUGCAUGAUUCGAGAACAUCAGAUAAGAAAUAAUAAAGACGCACACAAGCAGAAUGUUUUUGUUUUUUUCCUUUUGUUUUAAAUACACGAAGUGCAUUUGGCAUUCUAAAAGCAGUUUCAAAUUCCAGUAUAAACUUUCGCCGUUUUGUUUGUGAACAUUGAGCUCAAACUUAUUUUUGUGACAACCUAGCUUAUUUAAUAAAAGCACAUAUAUACUUUAAAUGUGUUUAACUUAAUGUUGCAACCCUGUACAACAAUGUUAGAAAACAUAUGCCGUACUACUGUCCCAAACAGUUUUGUGUCACACAUUUAUCCUUACGUGGUGGGUGGACUUUAGAAGUUGUAACUAACGGGCCAAUGCGGUUGUCUUUUUCUUCUCGUUUAAGAUUUUCUAUAGUUUUACAGUGUGGUGUAUAAUAUACCAAAGAAAACACAUG
This is a messenger RNA of Ciona intestinalis (vase tunicate), 2582 nucleotides long. Lineage: Eukaryota; Metazoa; Chordata; Ascidiacea; Phlebobranchia; Cionidae. The record is from RefSeq and is a predicted model, not a curated record.